Messenger RNA from Westerdykella ornata, 1116 nucleotides. RefSeq lists its product as uncharacterized. The transcript is spliced from 3 exons. Gene Ontology annotation, biological process: proteasome-mediated ubiquitin-dependent protein catabolic process; regulation of proteolysis. Lineage: Eukaryota; Fungi; Ascomycota; Dothideomycetes; Pleosporales; Sporormiaceae. Gene Ontology annotation, cellular component: cytoplasm. Gene Ontology annotation, molecular function: ubiquitin protein ligase binding. The coding region runs from base 75 to 920 and encodes 281 amino acids. The record is from RefSeq and is a predicted model, not a curated record.
CCUACACCAGAAGUGAUUGUUGGGUGGGCGGCUUCCUAGCACUUUGGUGUGGCAAGACUUGCGGUACUUUUCGCAUGGAGGCCCCGAGCAAACGACCGAAAAUGGAUGGAUCGAGUAAAAAGACACCCUGCUUUGCAGAUUAUUUCAACUCUAGCCGCUUCUCUGACGUCAAAAUCCGUUUUGGCGAUGUUCCCCACAAGCAAAUGUUUCCCGGUCAUGCAGUCAUCCUGUGUGUGCAAUCUGAAUGGUUCGAAAAGGCAUUAAACGGCGGCUUUAAGGAGAGCGAGACUAGGGUUAUUGACGUUAAAGGCGAUGAUCCUCUGGCCUUUAAUAACAUGCUCAAAUUCAUCUAUGGAAUACGCAUCCCAGAGUUGACCUCCACCUUCACAUUGGGGAGUUUGAUGUCCUCUGUCAGACUUUGGGGCGUCGCCGACAAGUAUGAUGUUCCCGCUCUUCGCAAAGAGGUCGAGAAAUGGUGGUCCGAGUCCUUGCCGAUAUACAUUCACGAUCUCUAUCGCAGAGCGAACCAAGGAGAUGACCCUCCCCUGCAAAAGAAAUUAUUCACCAAAGUCGUACUAGGGAUUUUCGACUCGGUCAGUGAGGGUGCUGAGCAUAUGAAGGACCCUCUGCUUCAAGUGUUAUUCCGGACCUGCUUGCAAAGAGACACCUUCUUCAGCAAAUCCAUUGACUCCCAGGUUCCCACCAACGGGAUAUCACUACUCCAGGACGCUGUGAGAAAGAGCGCGGAGUUCUCGCAGUGUCUCCUCUUAUACAUCCACGAUGCUAGAAAUGGAGCACAGCCUAUAGUGAAUUCUGGGGGGAAUGCUACCAGCGGCGGCCAAAGUCUUACGAUUGCUGGGUCGCCGGAUGAGUGGGAACCAUUUGGGCCAUUCCGGUCAAUGUUUCCCCCCAAUCUGUAGGGCGUCCUCAUCUUCCCGUCAAUCCCAGGGGAUGUGAUUCCUUUCCGUAUUUACUAGACCAGAAAGGAAAGGGGGAGAUGUAGUUCCUUUAACCCAUAGGGCAUACUUCUCAUCUGAACGCAGUUUCUCAUAGUUGAGCUUGAACAAAGUAUACUAUACUUUUUGUAUCACCAAACAAUUCACGGCAGUAGCUGAC